Messenger RNA from Aethina tumida (small hive beetle), 5200 nucleotides. RefSeq lists its product as uncharacterized. Bases 261 to 5066 code for a protein of 1601 amino acids. The transcript is spliced from 6 exons. Lineage: Eukaryota; Metazoa; Arthropoda; Insecta; Coleoptera; Nitidulidae. The record is from RefSeq and is a predicted model, not a curated record.
UGAAGUGCGCAGACUCGUGAAUUUAAAACCACCAGCGGGAAGUCCGUUCCCACGAAGGAUAGCCGCCCGGUGUACCAUCAAAUGCUCCGCCAGUAUUUGUUACCGGUAACUGAUCGAGCAAAGAGGCCCCGCGCACCGUAGUGGCGCGCACAAACGAAAAUGUGCUGAACAAUAACAAUAUCGGACCGCGUCGUUUUUCGAAGUGGAGUGGCGCGAAAAAUUUCCGAAAAAAUUUUUAGUGAAAUGGUGUGACGUGAAAAAUGCCGUUUGUGCAGCGCAUAAUCGAGCCCAAAUACCUGAGCAGAACCAGUUUAUUCGACGAGGAUGGUACACCGCUGGUCAACGAUAAUGAAUUGAUCGCCGUUACUAACAACACCCUUAGCAAUGCACUACGACAACUCGCCUCCCUGGUCUUGGUCGCCAAUGACAUCUUCACGGAAUUGGGUGACCAAUUCAAAGACAUCAACAAACGAUCGGAGGAGAUCAAGAAGAAAAUUACUGUCCUGGAAGAGAAGGUCGCACGAUACGAUCCGAAGAAAGUUGCAGUUCCUGAAAGUGAUAUUAGCACGUUCGCCUUGCUGAAGGACCACUACAAAGCCACUCACACGAUAGAUUCCAACCUAUUCUCAGUGGAAACUCGACCAACGGCACUGAAAACUCUCUAUGAAUCAGCUACAAAGACGCCGGUGCACGUCAUGCGACAGUUAGACAGAUGGCGUCGCGACGGUCACCGUUCAUCUAGGUUUUUCCUUUGUACACCCGUUUUGGGUGCUAAAAGAAGGAAGAUUAAAAACGUGGAUAUUGACAUAGAAACUCAUAUGCCAUCCGCUGUGGAAGAAUUAAGACGUUGGACAUCCAAUGAAGCUCUUGGUGACAUAACAGUAACACCAGACGGUAUUAGUAGAAUCACUUCCAAUUGUACCGCAAUCGAAGGUGAAGAAGUUGAUGCCAAUUUAUCAGAUUCAGAAGGCAUCGACCAUAAGCUUCCAUCACCUGAAGAACAACUUAAAGUUGUGGCUUUGAAGUUCCCUGCAGAGGUAGUCGCUGUGGACAUCUCAGGAAAGAGUUUCGAUAGGAUGUCGGUAUCCAGGAGAUCCUUUCUACACGGUGAUAUUAUUUCCAGUAAUGAUGUAGAUCAUAGUACUAUCAAAAGACGAACGAAGAGCAGGAGACCACGAAACAGACGACGAAAUACCUUAGCUGGUACAGAUCACAAGGAAAUUGAGAAUGCUUUAACUGCUGGGGAUGAACCGGCCGAACAAAAUGAAAAGACUGAAGAAACACCAAGUGUCUGCAGAAGUAGAAGCAGUGAUAUUUUGCGUUCUUCCAAGAAGGACUCACCAGAAAAGAAAUCCCACUUCAACACGUUGAAGCAAUGGGGCAAAAGCCGUUACGAUCGAUUCAUGAACAAAUCCGGUGAAUCGAAAAGGGAUUCUAAAGAUGAUUCCCCGACAGAUACAAACAUGUACGAAAUGGUCUCGUCUAAACGAACAAGAGACGUGGAUAAAAAACGGACGCAUGAUAGAAACCCUUCGAUAUCUUCCUCUGAGAAAUCUAGCUUUACCAUUCCUCUUGCCAUGACUACUUCAAACAUUGCCACUGUGAAGUUAAGGGAAUCGGCAUCUCAAAGACGAAGGCGAAGAAACGGCGACAACAAAGAUGAACCACAUUCUUCAAGUGGUAACUGGAGUGCUAGUUCUGAGAGCGGUAGAGCUUCGAUUGGAUCUGAAAUCACUACCACACCCCAACCGAAGUCUACUUCGGUUACUACUUCCGACAAUUCCUUAAACUUGCCAAGUUCUGUAAGCAGCAGGAGAAAAUUCAAUGUAGUUCAUAGCUCAACCUCCGAAAGUGUAACUAGUGAGGGUACACUAACACCUGAUAUAAUACACGAUCUUCAUGAAGAUGGAGAAACCAGCUCAGUCUACUCUUGUGACACUGAAGGGUAUUACACAUCCUUCCACAUGGAUAGUGGUCUUAAAACGCUUAAAGAAGAAGAAUUACCAUGUACUCCUCUUCAUUUUACAUCAGCUUUUUGCAAUUCCGGUUCGAACAACACAGUAUUAUCAGCCGAAAACGAAUACGAACUGUUCGGAAAAGGUUCAACGUCGACUACUACCAGCUCCGCAGGUACAGUGUGCACAACAUUACUUGCCGCUGACAGCAGCAAAUCUUUAAUAAUCGGUCCUACAGUUCCUGAGAGAAAGAGUUCUCUAUCUAACAAAAAUUCUUCGCCAGAUAACACUAUAGAAAAAGAUUUUAGCAGUAAAACUGGUACAAUUAAACGAAGUCCAGCAACUAGCACUAAACCCAUUGUUGUCGCUUUAAUACACAAAAAGACUGAAGGAGACAUUUCACCUGACAGUGGGCACAAUACAUCUAGUUCACCAAUUGAAUCUAUUAACAGUCCUACUGGAAUAAGAAGUAGCUCAGAGUGUGAAUAUUCUGAAUCGUCAGACCAAGAAGGUUCGGAACGAAUCAGAGUUAAAACAACGAUUAAUUCUAGUAGAAUUCCGUCCAUGUGUGUUAUAACACCACCCCACAGUGAUGACGAAUGUGCCUCACAAACAUCAGAUAAAAGAAUAAUAGAAUUAAAUAAUGUAAAUCAGAUCGCCUUAGGUUCAAAAAAUGCUGACCGUGAUAAGUUAGACUUAGAUUUAAAACAAAGGGUGGAAGACUGCUUAACUAGCACCAGAAUAAUUAGUAACAACAACCAAUUGUCAUUGGUUAACGUUAACCUUCAAACGGGAUACGCCACUGUGGAGAAUAUGGACCAGGCAAGUCCCGAGCCAAAUAAUAACCACAAAAACGUUGAUGACAAAAUAAUUUCCACAAGCAACAAGUCUAUAAGGUCUUCAUCUCCGAGUGGUGGUACACUAAUAGUCAAGGAAACUGAGCCUGUAAAAACAAGUUUAAGCCAACCUAUUAUCAAAUCUUCUCUUUUGCCAUUAAAUUCAAUGUUGGGUAAAAUCAAGUCGAAUGUAAUGAAUUAUGCUAGAAGGGAUAGUAAAAGUCCUAACAAGACCUAUGAAUGUCAUGAUGAUUUUGGUGAAUAUGUCACCAUAACAGAUAUUAAGAACAACAACAAUGGACUUAAUAAGUCCAAUGAUAUAUAUUCCAAACCUGUGAAGGCUAUUCCAACCCCUCUUCCAGAAGACAAGAAGGAAGUUCAGUAUGUCUCUUUGAACGAGUUACCUGCAAAUGAGUCCAAACUUGCCGCAAUGGAUUCCCUAGAACGCAAAAAAAGACAAGGUGCCAGAGUAACGUUAGAUGCAGAGGGUAAAGUGGUUUAUAGUUCGGACAGUUUAAGUCGAAGGAAGACUGCUCACUCGACCUUCGAACCAGGACCGUUCGUUAAAACUGUAACUUCACCACAAAGCCCCGGUCCCGCCCGCAGAAAUCAAACUUCAGUUCGUCCGAUACAACAGACACAGAAGCAACGCAUCACUUCCAACGUGCCCGUAACUGAAUUUAACCGUCCACUUUCUCCCCAGCCUGGCAAAUUUGUAAUCAAAGCGGUACAUGGAGCCACAUCUCCAACAUCAGAGAUUGUCAGAAUGCCCCCUGCGACAAUAGUGGCACCCACCACGCGUCCCAUGUCCCCAAAAUCCAAUUCUAGAGGUGCUUAUGUUUAUAUCCAGGAUUCCGGUCAGACGCGGACGCCUGCUCAAGACAAAGGCCGUGUAUCCUCACCACCUUCCGUUCAACGGAAGCAAUUCAGUCCAGGAACGGAGUCACAGGAUAUAAAUGAAAUGUACGCCGAAAGAAUAAGAGAGGAGGACCUGAACAGAAGGCAUAUGAUAAAUUCCAGUUACUAUUCGCCGUUAUACCACACGAUACUCCCGCAAGAAGUACAAUACAGACGAGCGGAUCUCAGUCCGGAGAGAUCGAUAACUCCUGACAUAACGAGAGGAUUAGAUAGGCCUGAUGGAAGGAAUAUGUUCCUUUCAAAGAAUGUUCAGCAGCCUUUGCCAUAUUCCACGUUUACUAGUCACGAUCCUGUGCAAAUGAAUAGAAGGAUGGGAAUUCCAGUGGAAAUUCCUCAAGUUAAUUAUCAAAAACACCAUAAUUAUUAUUGUGAACAACCUGGUGUACCUGAAAUUAAUCCACACAGGGUGCUAGAAUUUAGAAGUGAUCAAUUGAAAAUUUCACCUAUAGAUCCUAGAAAUUCUGGCGAAUUUAAAACGUCCACACCAAGCGGUAAAAGCAGUCAAGGGUUAAAGGCGGCAGUAAAUUUAGAGAAUCAGAUGUUCUCGCCUAAGAAAAGUACUAUGUCAAACGAUGAAUUGUAUGCCAUUAUUCAUAAAAGUAAAAAGAAAUUAAACAUUGAUGACGAUCAAUCAGAAGAUCUAAAAAUUAAAAACCCCGAGUCUGAUAAACUCGAACCUAUUGUAUUAAAUAAGCAAUCUCAAAAAGAUUCAAUAAAAACAAGUAACACCUGCGAAGACAGAAAGGGUAACCAGCAAACAUCUCGUUUAGAUUUUAAACGGUUAUUACUACAAAAGAGCAAUGUUUUGUUGGGUAAUUCUAAGAAGAUAUCGGCAGUGGAACAAUUAAAAAUUUCAAAAGAAUUAAUUAAAACUCCUCCCAAAUCAAACAACCCCGAAAUGAAUAUUUUAGAUUUAAGUGGAUCGCCUAGGACUUAUGUUAAUCGGAAGUUUAACUCGCCUAAAUCACCAAGACACAUGCCAGAAAAACCAAAACCACAGUUAAAAGUAAUGUCACCUAGGUCUCAAUGGCGGUUCGCAAAUCCUAGAAGUGAUGUGCUCUCUUCUACAAUACUGGAAGAUUGUAGGGAAGAUGAGAACUCAAAUAAUUCUAGUGAGUCGCUUAAAAAUGAAGAAACUAAAACAUAUCCAAUUGUUCAAAAAAGUGAAGCCGAUAAAGAAAACAGUCAAGUAGAUAAAAAACGGUACGCGUCCGUCACUGAUAGGUUAAGAGCUCAAAGAGCGAAAUUCUUCGAUGUUGACAACAAGAGUAAUAGUAAAACUGUCAAUGAUCCAAGUAAUUAUAGUGUAAAUGAAGACAAAAGUACAAUUCCUCCCACAUUAGAAACGUCUUUUUAAUUAGGGUUUGUAUUAUAUCUAGUCUGUGAGCCAUUAGUUUUUUAUUUAAACUAUUGUAUAUAAAUUGAGCUUUUUGUUGAGAAUUUUUAAAAUGUCUUAAGUUAUUCUAUUAAUAUAUUGGAUUUGCAAAUAAA